AUGGCGGGCGGAGACCAGCGCAAGAAGAAGAAGGGGAAGGAGCGUCUGGAUAAGUUUUACCACCUUGCGAAGGAGCAGGGUUACCGCGCACGUAGCGCCUUCAAACUUCUCCAACUCAGCCAGCGCUUCAAUCUCUUUCAAAAGAACUGCAGCCGCGUCGUGGAUCUUUGCGCCGCGCCGGGAGGGUGGCUGCAAGUCGCCGCGAAGCACUGUCCGGUGGCGAGCACCAUCGUCGGCGUUGACCUGGUCCCCAUCCAACCGAUCCGCGGAGUCGAAACGUUCACUGGAGACAUCACCACGGCUGCAUGCGCGGCCAAGCUCCGGAAACUCGUCAAGUUUGGCGAAGUAGACCUCGUCCUGCACGAUGGGUCUCCCAACAUGGGUACGGACUGGAGCGUGGACGCGUUCAACCAGAACGUAUUGGUGCUUUCCGCGGCGAGGCUCGCGUGUCAACUGCUGGCUGCAGGCGCGACGUUUGUCUCCAAGGUCUUUCGUUCAGGGGACUACGCGGCGCUGUUGUACGUCCUGCAGACGCUGUUUGACCGUGUGGACGCCACGAAGCCGCAGGCGAGUCGCGCAGUCUCUGCGGAGAUAUUCGUGGUCUGUCGCGGGUUCAAGAAGCCAGCGGUGCUCGACGAGCGGCUCUUCGAUCCGAAAUACGUCUUUCUGCAGGCCGAGGACGAGACGGGCGAGCAGCCGAGCAAGAAGGCGCUGAAGGACGAAGAGGGAGGCGAGGCCGCGGAGGGCGAGUCGGACGAGGAAGAGGGGAUUUUCUUCGGGACCAAGGGCGGGAAGAAGGGACAGUUUGCCGAGCUGGUGCGCAGGCGCGCCAAGCGCCAUCGCAACGGCGACAUCCUCGCUGGGCUGCGUCGCAUCUCCGUCGACGAGUUCUUCCGGAGCAAAGACCCCACAACGCUCCUCGUCGAGCAAGCAAGAGAGAUCUUCUUCCAGGACGGAGCUUUGCCGCUGGAAGAGGCCGUGCGCGCCCACCGGCUGACGACCCAGGAGAUCCGGGACUGCCUCACGGACGUCCAGGUGCUUGGGAAAGCCGAACUCGCCGCCAUCCUCAAGUGGCGCUUUCGCGUGAAAAAGGAAAUCUCCGUCGCCCUCGGCCUCAGCAAACACAGCGCCGAGGAGAGAAAAGACGGAGAGCACGAGAAGGAAGCGGAAGGCGAGGAAGACGGAGAGGAAGACGCUGACGGGUCGGAUGGAGACAGUGACGCCGGCAUCGACGAGGAACUGUCACGGCUGCAUGCGUCCGUGAGCCGGCGGGAGGCGAAGCAGCAAAAACGCGCGGCACAGAAACAGAAACAGCUGGAGAUGCGGAAAAAGCUGACUCGCGGGGCCUUUUUUGACGCGGCCGAAGGCCCGAGCGAUCCUGAUCUCUUUCGCUUCGACGCGAAAGCGAUCGAAAUGCUGGAGACGAAAGAGGAGAAGCUGGUGGACGCGUCACUGCUCCUCACGGGCGGCGAAGAGGACGAAGAAGGAACGCAAAAGAAGGGCCGACGGAGCCGAGCAGACGGCGGCGAAGGCGAAGAUGUCGUCGCCGGGUCCGAUGAAAGCGAAGACGACGGACAGCUCGACGAUCUGGAUGAUGUGGACAGGAUGGAAAUAGAGCUGACGCUGGCGCACCGAUUGCGGAAACAGCGGGAGGCCGAGGCACUUGCCGCAGGCCCGAAGAAGAAGCAGACUCGCAGAGAAAAGGUGACCGGGGAGUGGAUGCAAGAGCUCCAAGCUUUCCGGAACUCAAUGCAACGCCGUGCCGGAGAGGCGCUCGCCGAACGCAGGCGAGCCGAGGAAGAGGAAAAUGAUGACGAUGACGACGAGGAUAAUGACGAGGAAACAAGCAAAGAGGUCUUCGAAGAUGGGCUUUCCGAGUCUUUGGGGUCAGAUUCGCGAGUCGGGGGAAACCUUCGCGGCGCCACUCAGGCAGACCGCUGGUUCUCGCAGCCGAUGUUUGGAGGACUCCAGCUGCGUGGUGACGGUGAGCGCGAGGCGAGCGACGACGAGUUCAAUCCCGUCAUCAAGGCCGGUCGACUGCAAGGCACGGAAGGGAAGAAGCGGCAGACAGGCGCAGAGGACUCCAGUUCCGAGGACGGCCAGCGAACGGACGAAGAAGACUCGAGCGCAGAUGUCACUCGCGAGCUCGCUGACCACGACCUCCCUCAGGUUCCUUUGUCUGAGAAGCAGCAACAGAAGCGCAAGAGAGCCGCGCAAGCAGAGAAGGAAAGAAACAAGAAACAGCGCAGAAAGGCGGCGGCCGACGGCCUCAUGGCCCCUGACUCCGACGAGGAAGACGACAAAACGGGUCUUCGCGGCAAAGCCAGAAUCGAAGAAGUCCCUGCGCCGCCGGAGAUCCAGCGACCGACAGAUCCCGAUGAAGUGGCUGAGAUCCAAGCGCUCGGGUCGCUGUUGGUCCAGAAGUCCGCGCGAAUGGACCUGAUCGACGGAGCCUACAACCGCUUCGCAUUCAACGACGACGCCUUGCCAGAAUGGUUUGAGGAAGACGAAAAGGUUCAUCUGCGCCCGGAGUUGCCUGUCACCAAGGAGCUCAUGCGCGAGUACCGGCAAAAACUCCUGGACAUCAGCCGGCGGCCGAUUCGCAAGGUCCAAGAAGCCCGCGCUCGAAAGAAGCUGCGAGAGAAACGCCGCCUGCAGAAGGUGAAGAGCCAGGCAGCAGCCGUGGCGGAAUCCACAGAGUUCACGGAAGCGGCGAAGGCUCGUGCCAUCGACAAGAUCGCCCGACAGGCGCGACGAGCGGACGGCAAACGGGGCAAGGACUACGUGGUGACUCGGCGUGUGGGCGGCGGCAAGUUGGCGCAGAAGAAGGCCGGGAAGAAGGGAGACGGCAACAACAGAGUGAAGCUUGUGGAUCGCCGGCUGAAGAAGGACAAACGCGCCAUGAAGGCAGCCAUGAAGAAGAGAGGUGGGAAACGUGGGUUGAAAAAGAAGGGAAGGAAAGCGUGA
This is a messenger RNA of Neospora caninum, 2967 nucleotides long. Its product is annotated as putative ftsJ-like methyltransferase domain-containing protein. Gene Ontology annotation, biological process: maturation of LSU-rRNA from tricistronic rRNA transcript (SSU-rRNA, 5.8S rRNA, LSU-rRNA); maturation of 5.8S rRNA from tricistronic rRNA transcript (SSU-rRNA, 5.8S rRNA, LSU-rRNA); rRNA methylation. NCBI's taxonomy places the organism in Eukaryota, Apicomplexa, Conoidasida, Eucoccidiorida, Sarcocystidae. The record is from RefSeq and is a predicted model, not a curated record. Gene Ontology annotation, cellular component: nucleolus; nucleus; preribosome, large subunit precursor. Gene Ontology annotation, molecular function: rRNA (uridine-2'-O-ribose)-methyltransferase activity; rRNA (guanine) methyltransferase activity. The transcript has 9 exons. The coding region runs from base 1 to 2967 and encodes 988 amino acids.